Molecule: messenger RNA, 720 nt
Organism: Eucalyptus grandis
Lineage: Eukaryota; Viridiplantae; Streptophyta; Magnoliopsida; Myrtales; Myrtaceae
Product: MADS-box transcription factor 56-like
Exons: 1
Coding region: 1-720 (239 amino acids)
Biological process (GO): positive regulation of transcription by RNA polymerase II
Molecular function (GO): RNA polymerase II cis-regulatory region sequence-specific DNA binding; DNA-binding transcription factor activity, RNA polymerase II-specific; protein dimerization activity
Source: RefSeq, a predicted model, not a curated record
AUGGGUAAGCGCCGGCGAACGGAGAUCGCCAAGAUCGCCGACCCGGCCGCGCGGCUCGUGACUUACUCGAAGAGGCGCAAGGGCCUCUUCAAGAAGGCCUCCGAGCUCUGCCGCCUCUGCGGCGCUCGCGCCGCCGUAAUCGUCUUCUCCCCCGCCGCCAAGCCCUGUUCUUUCUUCAGCGACCCCUCCGUGGAAGAUGACGUAAUUGCCGACCACGUUGACGCGGUGCCGCCGAUGGGUUUGGCCGAGUGGGCGGAGUGGAUUGAGAAGGAGUGGGAUUCUUGCGCGACGGAGGAGGACGUGGAGUCCCUGAUCGCGAAGUACGACGCUGUUCGUGAUCUUGUGUGCAAGAAGUUGGAAGGUCUGGAGAAGGGUUCGUCCGUCGUGAUCGGCUCUGGUGGCGAUUCUGGAGACGGGUUUGGUUGUGAUUCUGAAAAUUUGGGCGACGGCGACGGCGACCAUUUAUUGACUUCGCCGGAGAAGUCGGCCGCCGGCGGUGGAGGAUUGGGAGUGGACUCCACCCCCACCUGCUCCCAUCUUGAGGGGCGUGGAUGUAAUCCGGACAACUUCCUUAGUGUGUCCGGGGACUGCGUCGGCGACGGCCACCAUGACAGUUUCUCGACUAUACCGGAGACCUCGGCCACGGGGGGUGGAAGCUCGGGAGAGGAGCCGAUGCCAUGCGACCUUGAGGGGUGUGGAUUUAAUCCUGAUGAUUCUUAG